This is a messenger RNA of Xenopus tropicalis (tropical clawed frog), 5135 nucleotides long. RefSeq names its product anoctamin 5 (gene ano5). NCBI's taxonomy places the organism in Eukaryota, Metazoa, Chordata, Amphibia, Anura, Pipidae. Gene Ontology annotation, molecular function: protein dimerization activity. Gene Ontology annotation, cellular component: plasma membrane; membrane. The coding region runs from base 85 to 2871 and encodes 928 amino acids. The record is from RefSeq and is a predicted model, not a curated record. The transcript has 22 exons.
AGGGGCGGGGCUCUCAGUAAGUGACCGGAUUCCCCAGCGCUCCCUGGUUUCUCCCUUCCCCUCAUUCCCGUUCCCUCCGGCACCAUGAGCGGCUCCGGGCAGCGGGAGGAUGAGACCCUCAUAGAGAUGACUGUGACGGAUGAUAUUUCUGUACUAACCGACUUCCGGACCCCAGAUUCGGCAGGAGAGGACAUCAAUGGGUCCUUAUUAGAUAAUAACUCUAUCACCGACUCGGAACUGCCCGGCAACUCGGAGGGCUUGAGCAGCACAGAAAGCACAUUUCUCAUCUCCAAUCACCAGAGGAUAGACAAACAUGCGCAGAGCAAGGACUCGGUGUUCUUCUGGGAUGGAUCCCGGCGGAUAGAUUUUGUUCUUUCCUACACUGAAGACACAGGCAAAGACGCUGAGAAGAAAGCGGAGAGAAGAAGAGAGUUUGAAUUAAAUUUACAGAAAUCAGGAUUGGAAUUAGAGACAGAAGACAAAAAGGAAUCUGAAAAUGGGAAAACCUACUUUGUAAAAAUCCACGCGCCCUGGGAGGUUCUAACAACUUACGCAGAAGUCCUAAACCUCAAAAUGCCCCUCAAGGCUGAUGAUUUAAAAGAUGAUUCUGAGAACAUUCUGAGCCACGUGCUGAAACUGUUCAAGCUGCCGCAGGAGGUCAUGUAUCCCGAGCCGGACUAUUUCACUGCGCCGUUCCGGAAGGAUAAACAGGAGCUCUUCCGUACUGAGGAAAGGGAGAAAUUCUUCACCCCAUCAACCCGAAACAGAAUUGUGUAUUACAUUCUCUCUCGCUGCCAUUAUGGGGAAGAAGAAGGGAAGAAAAAGUUUGGGAUUAAGAGACUCCUGACCAACGGGUCGUACUUGGAUGCCUACCCCCUCCAUGAUUGUCAGUAUUGGAAGAAAACAGAUGAAAGGAACUGCGAGAGAUACACUCUAUAUACUCACUGGGCAAAGUUUACCCGCUUCUAUAAGGAACAGCCUCUGGAUCUGAUUAGGAAAUACUAUGGGGAGAAGAUCGGGAUCUAUUUUGCCUGGUUGGGCUUCUAUACGGAAAUGCUGUUCUAUGCUGCUGUUGUUGGAUUUUUCUGUUUUCUCUACGGCUGGAUAACAAUGGAUGACAGUAUUAGUAGUAAAGAAAUCUGUGACCCCAACAUUGGUGGGCAGAUCAUAAUGUGCCCCCUGUGUGAUAAGCGCUGUGAGUUCUGGAGGUUAAAUUCCACUUGUGAGCCGUCGCAGUAUUCACAUAUGUUUGACAACGUGGCCACGCUGUUCUUUGCCAUAUUCAUGGGAAUUUGGGUGACCCUGUUCCUGGAGUUCUGGAAGAGGCGUCAGGCCCGGUUGGAAUACGAGUGGGACUUGGUUGAUUUUGAAGAGGAACAGCAGCAGCUGCAGCUGAGACCCGAAUAUGAAUCCAAGUGCACUGAAAAGAAGAAAAAUCCAGUAACUCAGGAAAACGAGCUGGUUAUUAAACAAACGGCUUGUAACUUCCUGGCAAAGAUGUUCUGGUGCUGGAUGUCGGUGCUCUUCUGGAUCGCACUGAUUAUCGCCAGCAUCAUUGCAAUUAUAGUCUAUCGGCUGUGGGUCUAUGCAGCAUUCGCCAGUAUCAUGGAUAAUAAUCUGGCCCUGAAGCCUGUAAGCAACUUGUUAACUCCUCAACUGGCCACGUCUGUCACGGCCUCCGUCCUGAAUUUUGUCACCAUCAUGAUUCUUAACUUCUUGUACGAGCGGGUUGCCAUAUGGAUCACUGAUAUGGAGAUCCCAAGGACCCACCUGGAGUACGAGAACCGACUCACGAUGAAAAUGUUCCUUUUCCAAUUUGUCAACUACUAUUCGUCCUGCUUCUAUGUCGCCUUCUUUAAGGGCAAGUUCGUGGGUUACCCCGCUGAUUACAGCUAUUUGUUCGGCAAGUGGAGAAACGAAGAGUGUGACCCAGCUGGGUGCCUUAUAGAACUGACCACGCAGCUCACCAUCGUUAUGGCUGGCAAGCAAAUCUGGGGCAACAUUCAAGAAGCAUUUGUUCCGUGGACGUGGAACUGGUUGAAGCGUAGAAAGGCCAGGAAUCAUCCUCAGAAUCUCUACAGCCGAUGGGAACAUGAUGGUGACCUUCAGACCUUUGGCGGUUUGGGUCUGUUCAACGAGUAUCUUGAAAUGGUUGUUCAGUUUGGAUUCAUUACGCUGUUUGUGGCCUCCUUCCCGUUGGCGCCUCUCCUCGCGCUUCUGAACAACAUCCUGGAGAUCAGGGUCGACUCGUGGAAGCUGACCACUCAGUUUAAGAGGCCGGUAGCCGCCAAGGCGCACAGCAUAGGGGUGUGGCAAGAGAUCCUGAACGGGAUUGCUAUUCUUUCAGUGGUAACAAAUGCUUUCAUCGUGGCCUUCACGUCCGACAUGAUUCCGCGCCUGGUCUACUACUACGCCUACUCCCAAGAUGAAGGCACGCCCAUGUCGGGAUACAUUGGCAGCAGCCUGUCUGUUUUUAACGUCUCUGAUUUCAAGGAGCAGAGCAUGCCCAUGGAAAAUGACAUGAACGUCAUCAGCUGCAGGUAUAGAGACUAUCGCUAUCCACCUGGCCAUGAAAAGGAGUACCAAGUCACCAUGCAGUACUGGCAUAUCCUCGCUGCCAAGAUGGCCUUCAUCAUUAUAAUGGAGCACGUGGUGUUCCUCGUCAAAUUCUUCGUGGCUUGGCUGAUCCCCGACGUCCCAUCGGAGGUGAAGGCCCGGGUCAAACGUGAGAAAUUUUUAACUCAAAAGAUCUUGCACGAAUACGAGCUUGAGAAGCUGAAGCAGAAGCUUUGCAACAAGAACGAACCUCUCUCGAACGACAAGGAGUUUAUAGCCACCAAAGGAAAGGUGGCGCUCUCUGCGGCCAUGUAGCACCGCCCCACUUAUGGACUUGGGACACUUUUUUUGCGUUUUUGCCCAAAACACAGCCAAUAAUACCUUGUUCAACACCGCUCUUUAUUUUUUAAUAUUAUUUCUUACUUUUGAUUUUAAGCUAUGUUUUUUGUUUUUUUUAACUUUUUUGGAAAACGUUUUUUUGGGGAAGAAUUUUUGACUCUUCGUAUAAAAAGUUUCAAAUAAAAGAAACGUACGUACUCAGGUUUCCAGAUGAAGGCAGUUUGCGUACCCUUUGCCUCGCUGAGUAAUGUACAGAUUCACUGUAGACAAUCCAUUGGCGUUUUGGUGGAACAGCGAAUGUUUUUAUCGGAGCACAGUGUUGAGCUGCUGUAGGAGCUGAGAAGGCUCCCUUUGAUUGGCUGCAUAGCAACGUUUCCACUUUAGUAGUCUCCAGAGCUUCUCGUAGAACAUUGGAUUGAUGGCACAGAGGCAAAACCCUGGGAAUUGUCUUAGGGAACAGGACAAUAAUCAUGGCUACGUUGCACGUUCUCCUUAAUCUCAAAGCAAGAUUCCUGGGCAAUUCCCGACGUUUUGCCGAUUAAUUUAUUUAUUUUACUUACCCUUUCUUGGGAAAUGUCAUCGAUGCGCUGUGUCUUUAAAACUCUGGAAACCCUGCAUAGGUUUUUGCUCCUAGUUUUGUCUCCCUAGAACUGUGAUUUUGAGGGCCACUUGCAAAGAUGAUUAUGACUGUUGCCUUUUUGCUUUUUAUAUCCAAAAUGCAACUGCUUGCUGGGCCUAUACUUAUCAUGAAGGACUCUGCCCCUCUCCGUAGGGGGGGCAGGGAUUAGUAGUUAACAUGUGACAUACCUCCGCCCACUCUCCGCCCCGUUAUGGACUCACUCUUGGGAGGUGUGGGUACAGCAGCCAAGUAUUUAAUAUUUAUACCCAACGUAUAGGUGCUCUGAAUUCGGCAGGAAGCAAUGGCAGCCCUCGGAGCAUCUCUGAGCGUCGUAGUUCAGCAAAACAGCCUCUGAUUUUAUUUUUUGGGGGGGGGGUGGAUACACAAGACAUAAUGAGGUUAUUCUGCAUCGUACUUUCUUGAGUGAUGCAGGAUAGGAUAGAUCUAUUACUGUUAGACCAUAUAUCUUUUCAUAAUGAUGGAACCUGGUCAAUGGUCAUCCACCAUAAUCAACGGUCCUGCAAAAAAAAAGUCCCUUUGCUUUCUCAGGAAAAUGUCACCUGUCUUAUGUACAGAUUGUGUAUAUGUAGCCAUAAUAUACUGUAUAAUGGGUAUAAUGUCCAUCUCUUUAUAUAUUCCAUAUCCUUGCCAUAUCAACGUUCUGCAUAAAAGGUUUAAUCUCAUUGGCUGUCAAGCAGCCUAUGACUUAUCUGGCCAACUGUAGCCAUCUGACUUCUAGCCUCGUUCCAUCAGACGUCCCCUUGUGACUGUUGGACUAGAUUUAUUGGUUGUUGCGUUCAUGUCCUUGUCAUUUCCGCCAUCUUGGCUACUUUUUCUAAUUCCCUUUGGUGCCUUGUGUUAAGCAGUCCUGCAGCUUCUCGGGUGCUGUCACCCUGUGCCUGAAAUCUCUCCCUGUAUUUGGGGCCGAAAACGGCAAAUUCAAGAUUUUUAUGACUGUACCAUUUUCUUUUAACCCCUGAAAACAGAGAUUUUGUUGCUUAGUAAAGACAUUCCACCUUAGGUCUCCUCCUCUGUGCAAUCAGAAAAGCUUUAUAUAUGGUUACAAAUGUUUCAUAAAUUAUUAGCAUGUCUUCCGUGUAUUUACCCUUGCAUAUAUAGUACAGUAUGGGGUAUCCCUUUAUUAAUGUGUGCAGAACAUUCUUUCUAUGUGUAUUACUAUUUAUAUGUGUUUGUGGGAGCUGCCAUACUGCAUUACUAAAUGAGGGGAACGCCAUGGCAGCUCCCACCCAUAAAUAUAUAGGGAAUUAAUGUUAUAGGCACACACUAUGCUAGAGAGUAGAUUUCAUGUGUCUAAUGGAAGAUGUGUAUGAAUUACGUAACCAAUCCAGUUGCACCUUACGGCACUGUUGCUUCCAAGGCCGGCGGAACCAUCUCUGAAUCCGAUUGGUUCCUUCUUAGUAAUGGAUAUAAGACUGUUGAACAGCCAUUAUAUGUCCUAUGUAUCGUGGGUCUGCACAGACAUUUCUCAUUGUGGCCUUUGUUCGGUGUUUAAUAACCAUAGAAAUCAACACUGCUCGUUUGUAUAUCUAAUUAUUUAAUUAUCAGCCCUCCCAAAACUGAUUUGUUCCUUCUUUGCACAAUGAAAAAAUAUAAUUUCAAG